UUCUGCAAAACCAGUUUUAAUUUCAAUGGAUUUAUCGCCACUGAUGGCGUUUUGGUCGAAGGAAAUAGUGUAGCACAAUGUUAUUCUUAACCUCUGUAUCGCAUAUGACACUUCAUUGUUUGCAGCUACUAGGGGUGGGCAUUAUAAACAUUUUUGUCUUGAUCGACUAAGGGGAAAUUAACAUUUUCAAUUUUUGUUUUGUUCAUUUUUGAUGGCCAAAAUUGCCAAGGUACUAAAUGAAGCCUGUUUCAGCACAGUUAUCAUGCUUCCUCACGUAGUGUGUUUGAGUGUGUUUAUCUACUCAAAUGCAGAUCUACAGGUCAAACAUAAGUAAAUGAUAAUAAUCGUGGCAGAAAGGGCUGCCGUGUAGUACCCUGUACUAUGAUCAUAGAUGCACAAAGCAUAGUGGAGUUGCUAGCUGUUACUGCAAGAUAAUUAAUUUGUUUACAUGUAAUUUAUUCAUUUUUUUUAGUCCAUUUACAUGCCUUGAUUGGUGCUGCUUUCUCGUUGUGCAACAGAUUGAAAUGGGAUUAACAGUUUACUCUGCAUUUUUUCCCCCCGAGGCUAAAGAGGUCUUUAUUUGCACCAGGUUUAUAUUGGUCUUAAGUGGAUCCCUCACCCGGGGACAAGUUGAGGGACAGCCGUUAUUUCAAAACAGUUGAGUUUAGUUAAAUUAACACUGCAUUUGAACCCCUGCAGUGUACUUUAUUUAAGAUAAAUCAGCCAUCAAUUCUAUACAAUCAAUAGAAUACUCACAUUUAAAUUGAUCAGUUAUGCCCAUCCCAAGUAGCAACAUGCAAGCAAAAACGGAAUGCUUUCCAACCACAAAGUGAGUCGAACCGAUUAAUAAAAGCGUUAGCAUUACCAAUAGUAUUAGGGUGAGGCUUAUUUGGAGCCUGCAUGUAGGAAGAGCAAAGAGAGCUCUGUGUACAAACAUUGUUGUUGUAAAAAUAUAUUUUUAUUUUACAAGGCUCUCUGUAAAAUAGAAAUAUGUUCACAAAGCAAAUUGUGUGCCACCAUACCACAGGCCCAUACUAACUGUCCUUAAUUUCUCUCCUACAGCAGUACUGCUUUGCCAGUCCUGUACUGCACUCUGUUAAGGGCGCAGCAACUCAUCCUGUGUAGGUUAUGGGGGACACAGAGAGAACUGUGCACUUGUCAGUUUUGGUCAGGGUCCACUUACUCGUAGUCGUUGAACCCAGCUGAAGCUUGUUUUGAUUCUCUAAAAGACCCUUAAAUUUUUUAUUGCCUUCUAAAUAAGCUACGUGUCUUGGCUAUAAUAUUUCACUUGCUACCUUUUUAUCAGAAAGGAAGUCAAGAUGAAAUUUUACUUGUAUAAAUAAUGAUGAAGUCAAGCAAACGUGGCUCUGGAAGUUGACCUCAUUUUUUAGGCAAAUUUAAGAUAAGCUUCAAAAUCAAGUCUUCAUUUAUAUUGACUUCAGAAUUUUUGUUGUCCCCCUCGAAGAUGCUUUGAUUUCUUCUUUUUGUUUCCUUGUUUCUUUGAGUGUCACAAAUCAAUGCAAAACAGGUGGUAUACUGUUGUGUGUGAGUUCAAACCCUUUUCCAAAGUGUUACUAAUGGUAAAGAAAAAUUUUCUAGGCUGCUUUUCUGCUGGUUGAAGUCUGACUGCAGAAGGACCCUUGGCACUGAAAGUGAGGCAAAACUCCGGAUCCCAAGCUCCAGGUCAGGUCUUAUGUGGACGUCAUGAGAGAGCAGAAUCUGUCCAAGGAAGAGAGAGAGAUUCGUCUGCAGCUCGCAGAGAAGGCCAAGUCAGGUGACCUGAAAGUUGUCAAUGGGUCCGCUGCCAGCCAAGCUGCUGCUGCCGCCGCCGCCGCUGCAGCUAAACGCAAGCGCCGCUGGGACCAGACGGCUGACCAAACCCCUACCAAUUCUACCCCCAAAAAGAUGUCCAGCUGGGACCAGGCUGAUGCCAAUGCUGAGACUCCGGGACACACGCCAGCGCAUACACCAUCAAACAGCCGAUGGGACGAAACCCCCGGCCGUCCCAAAGGCAGCGAGACCCCCGGGGCAACACCCAGCUCGCGCAUGUGGGACCCAACACCCAGUCACACACCGGCCGGCGCAGCCACACCAGGCAGAGACACACCAGGACAUGCCACACCGGGCCACGGCGGAGCGACUGGAAGCGUCCGGAAGAACCGCUGGGACGAAACCCCAAAGACGGAAAGGGAGACGCCCGGACACGGGAGCGGCUGGGCUGAAACCCCGCGUACAGACAGGGGGGAUGAGUCUGUGGGGGAGACUCCCACUCCAGGAGCCAGCAAGAGGAAAUCUCGCUGGGAUGAAACACCGGCUAGUCAAAUGGGCUCCUCAACACCACUGCUGACCCCUGGAAAGACCCCUAUUGGGACCCCUGCCAUGAAUAUGGCAACCCCAACACCCGGUCACCUGAUGAGCAUGACUCCAGAGCAGCUGCAAGCAUGGAGGUGGGAGCGGGAGAUCGACGAGAGAAACCGGCCUCUCACAGACGACGAGCUUGAUGCCAUGUUUCCUGAAGGAUACAAGGUGUUGCCUCCACCAGCUGGCUAUGUGCCAAUCCGCACGCCAGCCCGCAAGCUCUCGGCAACGCCUACCCCAAUUGGUGGCAUGACAGGCUUCCACAUGCAAGUGGAGGACCGCACCACCAAGCAGAUGAAUGACCAACCCUCUGGAAACCUCCCCUUCCUCAAACCGGAUGACAUCCAGUAUUUUGACAAACUGCUGGUUGAGGUGGAUGAGUCCACAUUGAGCCCUGAAGAACAGAAGGAAAGAAAGAUCAUGAAGCUGCUGCUGAAGAUUAAAAAUGGAACUCCACCCAUGAGAAAGGCGGCCCUUCGUCAGAUCACAGACAAAGCUCGCGAGUUCGGAGCAGGACCUCUGUUCAACCAGAUCCUCCCACUGCUCAUGUCCCCCACCCUUGAGGACCAAGAACGCCACUUGCUGGUGAAAGUCAUCGACCGUAUUCUCUACAAACUUGACGACCUUGUUCGACCCUACGUACACAAGAUCCUGGUGGUGAUUGAGCCCUUGCUCAUUGAUGAGGACUACUACGCCAGAGUCGAAGGCAGAGAGAUCAUUUCCAACUUGGCAAAGGCGGCUGGAUUGGCAACCAUGAUCUCCACCAUGCGUCCCGACAUCGACAACAUGGAUGAGUACGUGAGAAACACCACUGCAAGGGCCUUCGCCGUGGUGGCAUCUGCCCUCGGCAUCCCCUCCCUGCUGCCCUUCCUCAAAGCCGUGUGUAAAAGUAAGAAGUCAUGGCAGGCCCGGCACACCGGCAUCAAGAUCGUGCAACAGAUCGCCAUCCUAAUGGGCUGCGCUAUCCUGCCUCACCUGCGCAGUUUGGUUGAAAUCAUUGAGCACGGUCUGGUGGAUGAGCAACAGAAAGUGAGGACCAUCAGCGCCUUGGCCAUUGCUGCCUUGGCCGAAGCCGCUACACCCUAUGGUAUCGAAUCCUUUGAUUCAGUGCUCAAGCCUCUCUGGAAGGGUAUCCGACAGCACAGAGGAAAGGGUUUGGCUGCCUUCCUCAAAGCUAUUGGCUACCUGAUCCCUUUGAUGGAUGCCGAGUACGCAAACUACUAUACCCGAGAAGUGAUGCUUAUCCUCAUCAGAGAGUUCCAAUCACCAGACGAGGAAAUGAAAAAGAUUGUUCUGAAGGUGGUGAAGCAGUGCUGUGGCACCGAUGGUGUGGAGGCCAACUACAUCAAGACUGAGAUCCUGCCCCCUUUCUUCAAGCACUUCUGGCAGCACAGGAUGGCUUUGGACAGACGUAACUACAGACAGUUGGUGGACACCACAGUAGAACUGGCCAACAAGGUGGGAGCCGCAGAAAUCAUCUCUCGCAUCGUGGAUGACCUCAAAGACGAGGCGGAGCAGUAUCGUAAAAUGGUGAUGGAAACCAUCGAGAAGAUUAUGGGCAACUUGGGCGCCGCAGACAUCGACCACAAGCUGGAGGAGCAGUUGAUUGACGGCAUCCUGUACGCCUUCCAGGAGCAGACCACAGAGGAUUCUGUGAUGCUAAACGGCUUUGGCACGGUGGUGAACGCCCUCGGCAAGCGCGUCAAGCCCUACCUGCCUCAGAUCUGCGGUACGGUGCUGUGGCGUCUCAACAACAAGUCGGCCAAAGUGCGUCAGCAGGCUGCUGACCUCAUCUCACGUACCGCUGUGGUCAUGAAGACGUGUCAGGAGGAGAAGCUCAUGGGUCACUUGGGUGUGGUGCUGUACGAAUACCUCGGUGAAGAAUACCCUGAAGUACUGGGCAGCAUCUUGGGAGCACUGAAGGCUAUUGUAAAUGUUAUUGGUAUGCACAAGAUGACUCCACCCAUCAAAGACCUGCUCCCUCGUUUGACUCCCAUCUUGAAGAACAGACAUGAGAAAGUGCAGGAGAAUUGCAUCGACCUGGUGGGCAGGAUAGCAGACAGGGGUGCCGAGUAUGUGUCAGCCAGAGAGUGGAUGAGGAUUUGCUUUGAGUUGCUGGAGCUUCUCAAGGCUCACAAAAAGGCCAUCCGCAGAGCCACUGUCAACACAUUUGGCUACAUUGCCAAAGCUAUUGGUCCACACGACGUCUUGGCCACUUUGCUCAACAACUUGAAAGUACAGGAGCGUCAGAACCGCGUCUGCACUACGGUGGCCAUUGCCAUUGUGGCCGAGACAUGUUCCCCCUUCACCGUCCUACCUGCGCUCAUGAACGAGUACCGCGUGCCUGAGCUCAACGUCCAGAACGGUGUACUCAAGUCGCUGUCUUUCCUGUUCGAGUACAUCGGAGAAAUGGGCAAGGACUAUAUCUAUGCCGUCACGCCGCUCCUGGAGGACGCGCUCAUGGACAGAGAUCUAGUCCACAGGCAAACUGCCAGCGCCGUGGUCCAGCACAUGUCCCUGGGCGUUUACGGAUUUGGUUGCGAGGACUCCCUCAACCACUUGCUCAACUACGUGUGGCCCAACGUGUUUGAGACGUCGCCUCAUGUCAUCCAGGCUGUCAUGGGCGCCCUGGAAGGCCUGAGGGUAGCCAUCGGACCAUGCCGCAUGCUGCAGUACUGCUUACAGGGUCUGUUCCACCCGGCACGGAAGGUGCGCGACGUCUACUGGAAGAUUUACAACUCCAUCUAUAUCGGCUCCCAGGAUGCCCUCAUUGCCCACUACCCUCAAGUGUACAACGACGAGAAGAACAUGUACAUCCGCUACGAGCUGGACUAUGUCUUGUAAAUACCACCUCCUCAUUCCCCUGCUUUUUUUGUUUUAGCUUGUAUUUGCUGCUCGAAUUUUAGUUUAUCAGACCUUCUCUUUUCCUCGAAGCUCGCACUUGCAGUGGAAACUGAGCAUUGAAGUAGAUAAAAUCUGGCAAAGAACGUUUAGUCUGUAUGUACUUUUCCUAUGUUCCGCCCGCCCACCCUCCUUUAUUUUUCCCCAUCAGUGUUCAAAAUGAGUGAAAGCAGUUGAUCCUUGGAAUUGUUUUAAAUAUUUGGAUAUUUCAUAUGCAUUGAUAGACAUUGGGAUUAGUCUUUCCUGCUUUGUACCUUUUCCCCCAUUUCACAUCUCCUCUGUUGUUACGAUUUGAUUGUUUUUAUUUAACCAAAUAAAAGGUCUCUGUACACUUGUUUGCACAUGCA
Hippocampus comes (tiger tail seahorse) is the source of this 5606-nucleotide messenger RNA. RefSeq names its product splicing factor 3b, subunit 1 (gene sf3b1). The transcript is spliced from 21 exons. Lineage: Eukaryota; Metazoa; Chordata; Actinopteri; Syngnathiformes; Syngnathidae. The record is from RefSeq and is a predicted model, not a curated record. Bases 1705 to 5202 code for a protein of 1165 amino acids. Gene Ontology annotation, molecular function: mRNA binding. Gene Ontology annotation, biological process: spliceosomal complex assembly.